AUGACCUCUCGUACGUCUUGUCGGUGUACACAAGUCCAGUCGCUGAUUGAUUAUCCAGUCAAGCAAUUUAUUCGCAAUGUGCGAGCGUCCAAGACCAUCGCCGACGAACGAGCCGUCGUCCAAAAGGAGAGUGCGGCGAUCCGAGCCAGUUUCCGCGAAGAAAGUCACGAUUCCAAUAUAAGGAGGAACAAUGUCGCCAAACUUCUCUAUCUCUUUACGCUCGGCGAGCGCACCCAUUUCGGCCAGAUCGAAUGUCUCAAACUGCUCGCCUCGCCUCGCUUCGCAGACAAACGCCUGGGCUACUUGGGUACUAUGCUCUUGUUGGAUGAGAACCAAGAAGUCCUAACUUUGGUAACAAACUCGUUGAAAAACGAUCUGAACCACUCCAACCAAUAUGUUGUUGGCCUUGCUCUUUGCACCCUUGGAAAUAUCGCCUCGAUUGAAAUGUCCCGAGACCUAUUCCCUGAGAUUGAAACGCUCAUAUCGACUGCGAACCCCUACAUUCGUCGAAAGGCUGCUCUGUGCGCAAUGAGAAUAUGUCGCAAGGUGCCAGACCUGCAAGAACAUUUUUUGGAGAAAGCCAAACUGCUCCUACAAGACAGAAAUCAUGGAGUUUUGCUCUGUGGCAUAACUCUGAUUGCGAGCAUGUGUGAGGCGGACGAAGCAGAGGGCGGUGAAGAGGGCCUCGUCGAGAUGUUUCGACCUGUUGUUCCUCACCUAGUCAGAACGUUAAAAAGCCUGACCAGCUCCGGAUACACCCCUGAGCACGACGUGUCCGGAAUCACGGAUCCAUUUCUACAAGUGAAGAUUCUGCAAUUACUCCGAGUACUAGGACGGGGCGAUGCGACAACGAGUGAAUUAAUGAACGACAUUUUGGCCCAAGUGGCCACCAACACCGAGUCUACCAAGAAUGUCGGAAAUGCGAUUCUCUACGAAGCAGUUCUCACUAUCCUUGAUAUUGAGGCCGAUUCAGGACUACGAGUGCUGGGAGUCAAUAUCCUGGGGAAAUUCCUCGCCAACAAAGACAACAAUAUCCGUUACGUGGCGUUGAACACUUUGAUUAAGGUUGUGGCGAUUGAGCCGAAUGCGGUCCAACGACACCGAAACACCAUUCUAGAGUGCCUGAGGGAUCCGGAUAUUUCCAUCCGCAGACGCGCUUUGGAUCUCAGCUUCACCCUGAUUCGGGAAGACAAUGUGCGUGUACUAGUGAGAGAACUGCUUGCAUUUUUGGAAGUGGCGGACAACGAGUUCAAAUCCGUCAUCACCACACAGAUUGGAAUUGCCGCCGAUCGUUUUGCUCCCAACAAACGAUGGCAUAUCGACACCAUGCUGAGAGUUGUCAAGUUAGCGGGCAACUACGUCAGGGAGCAAAUUCUGUCAUCCUUCAUACGGCUUAUCGCUACGUCACCCGAUCAGCAGUCGUACUCUGUCCAAAAGUUGUACUCAGCCUUGAAGGCCGAUAUCACCCAAGAAGCUCUGACUCUGGCUGGCGUAUGGGUCAUUGGUGAGUUUGGAGAUGCUCUGCUCCAAGGAGGCUCAUAUGAAGAGGAAGAACUGGUGAAGGAGGUUAGGGAAAGUGAUAUUGUCGACCUAUAUUCCACGAUCCUGAACUCAACCUAUGCAAAUCAGGUCGUGACUGAAUUCAUCAUAACGUCUUCCAUGAAGCUGACCACAAGAAUGUCCGACCAGUCACAGGUCGAGAGAAUACGACGACUGAUGCAAUCGAGGACAUCUGAUCUAAGUGUUGAGAUCCAGCAACGAGCGGUCGAGUACAGUAAUCUCUUUGGGUACGACUCCAUACGUCGAGGCGUCUUGGAGAGAAUGCCUCCACCAGAAAUCAAGGAGGAACAGCGUGUUCUCGGACAGGCGACUGCUCCCGCAAAGGAUAAACGGAAGACGUUGAAGGCAAAGACGAACACCAAAGUUUCCAAGACCACCGAGUCAGAUAUGCUUUUGGAUCUGAUGGGCGGCUCAGACGUCCCAGCUGUAACUGCGAGCGCUACCCUCAACGGUCGGCAACAAACUGCAGACCUCCUCGCCGAUAUUCUUGGUGGAGGAGCCUCCGUUUCGAGCCCUCCGCCGCAGACGAAAAGCCCUGUGCCAACUUCCAACACCGAUUCCAUCAUGGACCUGUUUGGUAACGGAACAGCCAAGAAUGCCAGUCCUGCUCUAUCUGGGUUACAGGCACAUCCAGCCUAUAACAAGAAUGACUUGGUGGUUUUUAUGCAGCUGUCGAAGAGCAGUUCCGGGGCGCAGAUCGUCGCUCGCUUCAAGAACAACUCGUCAUUUGGGAGCAUGACCGGCGUAGGCCUUCAAGCUGCAGUGCCAAAGAGUCAGAAGUUGACGCUGCAGGCCAUCAACCGGAGCACCCUUGGUGGUGGCGAGGAGGCUGCCCAGGCUAUGAAGGUUGUUCCAGCUACGGGGUCUCUGCCUCCCAAACUCCGAUUGCGUCUAAAAAUAUCCUACACCAAGGAGGGAGCGGCACCGGUGACGGAGCAGGUGGACUGGACAGAACCAUGA
Messenger RNA from Exophiala spinifera, 2520 nucleotides. RefSeq lists its product as uncharacterized. Bases 1 to 2520 code for a protein of 839 amino acids. Gene Ontology annotation, biological process: Golgi to vacuole transport; receptor-mediated endocytosis; intracellular protein transport. The transcript is spliced from 4 exons. Gene Ontology annotation, cellular component: membrane coat; Golgi apparatus; AP-1 adaptor complex. Gene Ontology annotation, molecular function: clathrin-cargo adaptor activity. The record is from RefSeq and is a predicted model, not a curated record. NCBI's taxonomy places the organism in Eukaryota, Fungi, Ascomycota, Eurotiomycetes, Chaetothyriales, Herpotrichiellaceae.